AUGGUCACGGUCAUCCCCUCAGUUUCGAAAACCCUUCGCUCGCGAUACGCACCCUCUGAGACCGAAAAAGCAGCGCUCGUCUCCGAUAUCUUCACAAUUGAUUCUUGGCUAACGAACCUCGACCUAGAUAUUAACGCGAUCGAGGAGCGUCUUGCUGCUGUCCGCAAAGUUCGCGCCCAGGUCGCAGUCGACAGGGACAAGAAAUACAGCUUGCUUGCGCCUAUCCGCCGCUUGCCCAACGAGGUCUUUACCCUCAUCAUCCGCGCCGCGUUUCCGAACAAGUGGCGCUCAGAGGGCAGCUGCACCAGCCCCUUUCCCCUCAUCGACUCAUGCUACUACCGCCUGCGCUCUCUUGCGCACUCCAUGCCCGAGCUGUGGGUACGACUGCUGUGGCCUACCAAAUUGCGCAGCCAGCAAACCCAAGGUACCUUCCUUGCCCGCGCGCAACUAUGCAACGAGCGUGCGCGCAACGAGGGCUUGGACCUUGUUGUGCCGAACUUCAGACUGUGGUUGUCCGACCAACAAGAUUGCCCUGAAGGAAAUCGUGCUAUGCAUUGGAUCUCCACUCAUGUGGACCGCUUUCGGACCCUUGACUUGUAUGUGCAGUACAACAGCCAGCCGACAGAUGCUGUCAGCGCACCGUUGCUGGAGUAUGCGCGUCUGUGCACUACGGACCAUAUCAUUCUUGGCCGCGAAGACCGCUCGUUCGGAAUCAAACUCGAUGCACCUUAUCUGCGGAAGCUCGAGCUGUACCAUCUUCUAGCCCCGUCGCGCGUUCACAUACCGUGGGCGCUGCUGGAAGACCUGACGCUCGAGAUCAAGUGCUUCGGCCUUGCCGAUCUGAAUCCGUUGCAGCUCUGCACCAGCCUCAAAGACCUGCGCUUCGGCAAGGGAUCAUACUGGCCCGAGGACGAGCACAACGAUCAAGGCUUCAUGAUAACGCUGGGCGCCUUGCGCACCCUUUCGCUCGGCGAAUGCGGUCUUCGUUUCUGCAAAUUCCUCGUCGUGCCGCGGCUGGAAGAGCUGGUCUUGCAGCCAGGGCACGAGUGUGACAUGCCCGCUGUGCGGACGAUGCUCUGGAACUCUGGCCAUCCGGGAGAGAACACCCUGCAGUCCAUCGCCCUCGCCACGCACUGGUGCACAGGCGAGGGCGAGGGCGAGGACGCCCACUCUCUGAACGGGCAGGAAUAUCUGUCCGUUCUGCGCUGCACGCCCGCGGUCCGGCACUUGAAGUUAUCGUAUUAUUGGAAGGAAGGUCUCGACCUCAAUGUCGUACUCCGCGCCCUCAUCGUUGCGCCUGGCGAGAGGCCAACGCUUCUUCCCUUGCUGGAACGGGUUUCGAUCCAGCUCAAAAGGGGCUUCACGACCUUUGACGAAGAGUGUGUGGCGCUCCUGAAGGAAGUCGCCCUAUCGCGCUGGGCGACCGAUGACGGCACGCACGUACUGCGACUGUGGGGUGCAUGGCCGGAGGAGCUAAAAGAACGGGGCAUUCUCGUCGACCAAGUCCCUUGCAAAAGCGUAGCGUCCGAAUGGUAUGAUUGAGGAACGACUGAAAUAUUAGCGCCGUGUCUUUUGCGAACCUUCGGAACCUACAAUACUCGCGCAGAUUCACACAGCUUGCGUCAAGUGAAUAUACGAAUUAGUCCAGUCAUUCUUCGACGGCCAUAUAGGUCAUCCAUGGUUUGUACGAAGAGCAGAUAAAUACGUGAAGCAGUGUCUGCAUAGAGAGAGCAAGCGCGACAGAGCGAGCGAUGCAUAUACAGAGCAAAGAUGGGCGAUAGAUACGAUAUGGAUACAGCUAUGCACAAUUAGGGGUGUGG
Molecule: messenger RNA, 1820 nt
Organism: Schizophyllum commune H4-8
Lineage: Eukaryota; Fungi; Basidiomycota; Agaricomycetes; Agaricales; Schizophyllaceae
Exons: 3
Coding region: 1-1542 (513 amino acids)
Source: RefSeq, a predicted model, not a curated record